GCAUUAGUUAGGGUCCUAAGUAUUUAUGAAAAUAAUGUUUCAAUUCAAUUGAGCAAUGCUUUCUUUGACCAAUUCUAUAUGGAAAUGAAUGCGUUUGCAAACGAUGUUUUCGGCUAUGAACAAAUGUUGGAAUCGAAUGAAAAAGGAAAGAAACGCGAAAUGAUAAAAAAAAUUCUUGGAAAAUUUAAAAUGAAUGGUGCUUCAUUGGAAAAAUUCAAAGAAGUAUACCACACAACAACUCAUUCCAACUCUGAUUUUGAAAUUCUGUUGGAAUUGGUGAUCGAUAAUUUUGUCACUAUAAUGGUCAAUGGAAAUUUGCGUGUAUCAGACCCUGCAUAUUAUUUACCAUACCAACUUUUUAUGGAACAUAUGGACCAAAUGAACACAAAAAAAUAAUUUAGUUUUGUUUUGAUUUUUUGCAACAUUUUGGUUUUCAGUUAAUACAAUAAAAACAAUACUGUUUUUUCGUGAACACAAAA
Anastrepha ludens (Mexican fruit fly) is the source of this 479-nucleotide messenger RNA. RefSeq lists its product as uncharacterized. Bases 79 to 396 code for a protein of 105 amino acids. The record is from RefSeq and is a predicted model, not a curated record. NCBI's taxonomy places the organism in Eukaryota, Metazoa, Arthropoda, Insecta, Diptera, Tephritidae. The transcript is spliced from 2 exons.